Messenger RNA from Funneliformis mosseae, 171 nucleotides. The record is from the annotation of a GenBank genome assembly. NCBI's taxonomy places the organism in Eukaryota, Fungi, Glomeromycota, Glomeromycetes, Glomerales, Glomeraceae.
UUACUAUAUAUUCAAAUUGUGUUGCACAAACAUUUCCAUAUGGAUGAGACUAUGUUGAGUUACACGGCAUCGUUUAAUUCAUCGGAUGAGUUACAUAAAAAUUUUGUCAAAGAGGAGCGAAGCAUCAAGGUUUCUAUAAAGACUUUUCUAAAGCCAUGCCGGUAUAUCUAG